AUGAAAUUGACUCAAUUGACUUCUCUUUUGGUUUUCUUGUACCUGUCGCUAACUUCGGCUCUCUCAAACGGCCUCCUAGCUAAAGAAGUCGCCAAGAAUAAAGGAACGAUUACACUGACUAACAGCAACUAUGAGCGCAUCUUGGGAGGGCAAAGGGAAGCAUAUAUGGUGGUAUUGCUAACCUCGACCAAUCCGUCUAUUGGUUGCAGCUUGUGCAUGGAACUGGAACCGGAAUUCGCGACCAUUUCGGACUCGUGGUAUAAAGAUCAUCCCAGCGGUCUGUCAGCCGAUGGCGAGCACGCUCUUUUCUUCGCUAAAGCCGACUUUGAGCCUAAAACGAACAACGAGGUUUUCAUGAACUUCAAAGUCAACAAUGUGCCUCGAGUCCUAUUUCUGAGCCCUGAUCAGGACAUUGGUACUUUUAACCAAAUAAACUUGCCUUCUGAAGGGGGGAUCACCAGAAUGGCUGCAAUUGUGCAUACCCUGAAAGACGCCAUUGGGAUUUCGGACUUUGAAAUUUACCAGCCUAUCAACUGGGGUUCGGUGUCGAUCACAGCCAUGGCCACGUUUCUUGUUGCGCUGCUGGUUAGGCAAUAUAAACCCAUUGCCAUCAAAAUGUUGACCUCGAAGACAGUAUGGGGGCUUGGCACUGUGGCUAUUAUCGUCCUUUGGAAUGCGGGAUACAUGUUCAACUCUAUACGAGGUAGUCAAUUCGCCGGCAUGACACAGGAUGGAAGCGCGGUAGUGUACUUUUUAGAGGGCCAACAACAAAAUCAAUUUGGUGUCGAAACUCAAAUUAUUAGCGUCAUCUACGGCAUUCUCGCAUCUAGCACCGUGGCGUUAAUCGCGUUUGUCCCUUAUGCCAAGAAAUUCUACUCUCACGACAAGGCUGGCAGACCUUCCCCUUCCAAAGCUUCAUUGAUCGAGCUCGCAUUGACGGUUUCGUUCUUGGUUGCUCUGUAUGUGGUCUACAGCGCACUGACUGCCGUGUUUGGCCUAAAGAGUUCGGGAUAUCCAUUUAAGCUUUUCCGCUUUCCCUCCAUUUAG
Molecule: messenger RNA, 1047 nt
Organism: Lachancea dasiensis
Lineage: Eukaryota; Fungi; Ascomycota; Saccharomycetes; Saccharomycetales; Saccharomycetaceae
Source: the annotation of a GenBank genome assembly